AUGUUGUUAUUUUUUAUCUUAAUUAGAAUAAGUACUUCUCAAGAAUUCAAAGAUGAUAAUGAAUACUCCAAAUCAAAAUGGAAUACUACAAGUAAUGUUAAUAAAUUAUCAUCUUUGGAAAAUUCAGAGGAAGACGAAAUUGAUAUUGAAGAAUUGUUAUUUUAUUUAGAUGAUAAACCUAAUUCUUCAAAAAGUUCAUCCAAUAUUUUGCAAGUUACCUCUAUAGAUUCAUUAUCUUCAAAUUGUAAUUCAAAUGGCAUAAAGUCCAAUUUAGAAAAAGAAUUUAUUAAUUUAGAAAGUUCAUCCACUUGUUCAAAAAAUUUACCUUCUUAUUCACAAAAUAUGAUCUCAAAUAUAGAAGAUAUAAAUUCAGAUUCAGAAAAGGAAUUCAUCUAUUUACAAAAUGUACCAACAAAUUUACAAGAUUUACCUUCUAAUUCACAAAAUGUUAUCCCAUAUUUAGAAGAUAUAAACUUUGAUUUAGAAAAGGAAUUCAUCAAUUUACAAAAUGCACCAACUAAUUUACAAGAUUUACAUUAUAAUUUACAAAAUAUGAUCCCAUAUUUAGAAGAUAUAAACUUUGAUUUAGAAACGGAAUUCGUCAAUAUACAAAAUGAACCAACUAAUUCACAAGAUUUACCUUCUAAUUCUCAAGAUAUAAUCUCACAUUUAGAAGAUAUAAAUUAUGAUUUAAAUAAUGAGUUGCCUAAUUUUCAUGAUUUAAUUGCUAAUUCACAAGAUAUUUCUUAUAAUUUACAAAGAGAUACUCAGAAUAUGCAUAGUUUAACGCACAAUUUAAAAUAUUUUACUCCUCAGUUGCAAAACAUAGGCAAAAAUUUGUCAUAUAUAUCGCAUGAGUUAAAUAUAUUGUCUAAUGAAUCAGAAAAAUUAUCUUCCUUACGAGAUGACAGCUUUGACAUGCUAGAAGAAUCAGAUGGUUUUGAUUCUGAUUCCGAUUCUCAUUACAGUUUACAUUUGGAAAAUGAAUCUUCCUCUGACUCUAGUUCUGAUUUGGAUCCUGAUUAUUGUGUUAAACAAAAUAAAAAUACAUGUAAAAGAAAAUUUAGAGGAAAAACAAAACAUCCAAGAAAAAAGAAAAAAGUAUGUAGAAAAAGUAAGGCAAAAAGUCUCCGUGAUAAAAAUAAACGGAAUGAUUCAGAUAAUAGUAAAGAUUAUGUAGAAGAUGAAGACAUAUUCCAAAGUAUGAGAAAGUUUUUUAAAGUACUUGCCAAAUACGUUUUUAAAAUGGAAUUAAACCAAAUGUCCGAAUACGUAAUUCCAGCUUUUAGGGAUAUAUUUAAUGUAUUAGGUAAAAAUUACAAUGAAUCAAUAAAUUUGUUUAACUCUUAUACUUCUUCAUUGGAAGAACUUAUAGAAUGUGAACUAAAAAAUGUGAAUGAUAGAGUAUUAAUGAAAAUUAAGACUCAAUGUAAUGCUAUUAUUAAUAAUAAACAUAACGAUCCAAAGAAUGCUGUUGCGAUUUCUCAAUCAAUUUAUAGUAAAAUUAAGUGGUCUUUUUCUAAAAGAAAUGAAAUACGUGAUGCCUUAAACACAUGUAUAAGCAAUUUUAAUAAUUUAAAAAAAAAAAUUAUAUCUGAAAAUAAAAUAAUUAAUAAGUUACCAAAAAUAACGUAUGAUUUCACAUAUAAUCAUUUAACUUGUUUUAAAUCUAUAUAUACAUCAGAUCAUUGUUAUAAUUAUAAUCAAAUAUUAGAUUCUAUGGAAGAUUUUAUUAAUUACAUUGAAAUAUCAAUUAAAAAAGGUAUAAUGCCAGAUGAUUAUGUUAAGAUAUCUUAUAUAAGAAAAGGAAUAAUUUCAGUUACGAACAAUUUAAGAAACACUCAAAAAAUUUUAAAAGUAAGCUUAAAUCAUUUGAAGAAUUUGGAUUUAUCACCAAAAGAUCAUGAAACAAAAAUAAAAAUUAUUUUUCAUUUUGUUAAUGAAGUAAAUAAAAAUAAUAGUAAAAAAUUAGAAAAAAUGAUGAAAAAUCAUGGUCAAUUAGAAAUCAUAUAUGCUAUAUACGAUAUUUUAUUAAAAGAAGCAAAAUAUAUUUUGGAAUCUCGUGAUAGAGUCUCUCGAGUUUUUAACAUAAAUGUUAGUGAUUUAAAUUUAAAUAAAACAAGAUUAAAUAAAUUAUUAAAAAAUAGGGAUAUGAAAUUAAGAUUAUAUAAUCUAUAUAAAAAUAUUAUUCGACUAGUAAAGUAUGAAUCACUUAAUUAUCAAUUGAGUUUAAUUAAAUAUUUAUAUAUAUCAUUGAAAAAAUUGCUCUUAACAAGAAAUAAGAAGCUUAGAAUAAAAAAAGCAUUUAUGACAUCUAAUAAGCAGAGACAAAUGAAUUCAGAACUAAAAAAUAUAAAAAAACUAUUUAGAGAGGUUAAAUUAAAUGUGAAAUGCAGAGGUAUAUAUUCAAUGCUAAAGGAAAUUAUAUUAGAAUAUAGUAAAUUAUGGAAAUCUCUAGAAGAAAAUAUUGAUAGAAAUUUAUCAAUUCUUGAAACAAUUAAUAGUGUAAUUAAUGAUGAUUUAUCAAAAACCAAUAGAAAAAAAGGAAAUGAAGUUUCUAAUGAAGGUAUAUUAUUUCUGUUAUAUUAUGUCAAGGAAGCAAUGUUUAAAUAUUCUUAG
Messenger RNA from Plasmodium gallinaceum, 2619 nucleotides. Its product is annotated as surface-associated interspersed protein (SURFIN). Lineage: Eukaryota; Apicomplexa; Aconoidasida; Haemosporida; Plasmodiidae. The record is from RefSeq and is a predicted model, not a curated record. The coding region runs from base 1 to 2619 and encodes 872 amino acids. The transcript has 3 exons.